Saccoglossus kowalevskii is the source of this 402-nucleotide messenger RNA. Its product is annotated as histone H2B, gonadal-like. The record is from RefSeq and is a predicted model, not a curated record. Gene Ontology annotation, molecular function: structural constituent of chromatin; protein heterodimerization activity; DNA binding. Lineage: Eukaryota; Metazoa; Hemichordata; Enteropneusta; Harrimaniidae. Gene Ontology annotation, cellular component: nucleosome.
AUGCCUCCGAAAUCAUCUCCAAGGAAGUCGCCGACCAAAUCUGGCAAAGGUUUGAAAGGAGCGAAGAAAGGGGCGAAGUCGAGAGGUCGUGGUGGUGCUGCACAAAAGAGAAGGCGCAGACGGCGAGAAUCGUAUGGUAUCUACAUCUACAAGGUAUUGAAACAGGUUCACCCCGAUACUGGCAUCUCGUCUAAAGCCAUGUCUAUAAUGAACAGCUUCGUGAAUGAUGUCUUUGAGCGUAUCGCUUCUGAAGCUUCCCGACUGGCUCACUACAACAAGCGGAGUACCAUCACUAGCAGAGAAAUCCAGACAUCUGUUCGUCUGAUUCUACCUGGUGAGCUUGCCAAGCACGCUGUCAGUGAAGGCACAAAGGCAGUCACCAAGUACACCAGCUCCAGAUAA